AUGUUCCCAUUCUAUCGAUCUUGCCAAAAAUUAAUCCACCCCAGGGCAUCGCAGGUGGUUAAAAUACAACUACCAUACUGCUUCUAUCGCUUUAUGAUUCCUCGCGCGCCUAGGAUCAAAACUCGCAACAUCGCAUUCAUUGGUUCUCAAUUGUCGAUCAACACGGCAGUCAUAGCAUAG
Penicillium argentinense is the source of this 180-nucleotide messenger RNA. RefSeq lists its product as uncharacterized. Lineage: Eukaryota; Fungi; Ascomycota; Eurotiomycetes; Eurotiales; Aspergillaceae. The record is from RefSeq and is a predicted model, not a curated record. The transcript is spliced from 2 exons. Bases 1 to 180 code for a protein of 59 amino acids.